Molecule: messenger RNA, 651 nt
Organism: Daucus carota subsp. sativus
Lineage: Eukaryota; Viridiplantae; Streptophyta; Magnoliopsida; Apiales; Apiaceae
Product: cytochrome b-c1 complex subunit 7-1, mitochondrial-like
Exons: 4
Coding region: 65-433 (122 amino acids)
Biological process (GO): mitochondrial electron transport, ubiquinol to cytochrome c
Source: RefSeq, a predicted model, not a curated record
UAGAAAACGAGGAGAAACAGAAAAAGAAAAGAAAAGAAACGAGAGCAGGGGUCAAAGAGGAGAGAUGGCGUCGCUGAUGAGAUGGUUCGCCGAUCCCAGUAGAAAUCCGCUCGCUAAGUGGCACCUGAGAGCUGUUGAUCAAAGCCUCCGCAAAUACGGUCUGCGAUAUGACGAUUUGUACGAUCCUCAAUUCUCUUUGGACAUCAAUGAGGCGCUUAAUCGGCUUCCCGAAGAGGUAGUUCAUGCUCGAAACCAGCGUCUCAAGCGCUGUAUGGAUCUCAGCAUGAAGCACUCUUCCCUUCCCAAGGACCUCCAGGCAAUGCAGACUCCAUUUAGAAGCUAUGUUCGAGAGAUGUUGGCCGUUGUACAGCGGGAGAAUGCUGAAAGGAAAGCUUUGGGUGCUUUGCCCCUCUACCAGCGCACAAUCCCUUAAUUCAAUACUUGCUUGCUCUUAUAUAAUUCUUGUGAGCUGAAUAAAUCAAAUCCAAGAGAGUCAGAAGUCAUUCUCCUUUGUGUAUGUUUAUGCUGACAUGUCUCGAACAGACCUUUUAGUAUUUUGUACCAAGCACACCUUUUAAAGUAUGUUGAUUAUCUAUUGUUGUAGACUAUUGCUUGAAUGCAUAUCGGAAUUACAAAAGUUGAGUUGCUAAA